Xyrichtys novacula (pearly razorfish) is the source of this 6610-nucleotide messenger RNA. Lineage: Eukaryota; Metazoa; Chordata; Actinopteri; Labriformes; Labridae. The record is from the annotation of a GenBank genome assembly.
GGAACAUCAACAAAGCAAACAAAGGCGGCAGGAGUGAAGCUGGUUCUGUCAAACCCGGUUCGGUUCUCCGGUCUGUUCCUCCGGUCCCGCCGUCAUGUUCUCCGUCAGAAACAGCCUCGGCCUGGUUCUGGUUCUGACCCGCCUCUCCUGCACUUCUGUGUCGGUCCCGGAUAUCGCCGUUUACUUUGGAACCAAAUCCCGGUACGAGGAGGUGCACCCGAACCUGCUGCGGGACCCGACCUCCAUCAACAGCUCCAUCCUCAGACCCCCGCCCUCGGAGCGCUGCACCCCGGUCCACCUGACCGCCGUCAUCCGGCACGGAACCCGGUACCCGACCACCAAGAACAUCCGCAGGAUCCGGAACCUGAGCCAACUGGUCCGGACCGAGUCCUCCAGAACCUCCGCGGGGUCCGGGGGUUCGGCAGGCCGGCUUCACGAGAUCCAGAACAGCUGGGACAUGUGGUACACGGACGAGAUGGACGGUCAGAACCGAACCGAACUCUGAGAACAACAACAAUAAUAUUAAUAAUAAUAAUAAUGAUAAUCAAUCUAUUUAAAAUAAUUCUGAUAAAAUGAUGUUUAAAACAAUUAAAGUUGAGAUCAAUACAAAAAUAAUCAGUUACUUUUUAAUUAUUGAUUAUAUUUAAAACUUUAUUUAAAAGGAUUUUUGUAAAACGGUAUUUAAAAGAUAAUAAUUACAAUAAAGCCAAAUUUAAAACAAGAAUAAAAUAAAACUACAUUUGAAAUGAUCAUGACAAUAAUACAAUAAUUAUUUCUAUUAUUAUAAUUGUAAAAAUAUAUUUUAAAUCAUAAUUCUAAUGAAACUAUAUUUUAAUAUAAUAUUUAAUAUAGUUUAUUUUUAAUUAUUUUAGAGGCAGUUUCAUCAAAAUUAUUAAAUUCCAACAAACUUUACAGACUUUUAUGUCUGAUUAUCAGAGGAAAUAAAAACAGCUUUAAUGAUUAUUCAUCUCUCCUCUCUCCUCUCUCUCUCUCCUCCUCCUCCUCAGGUCAGUUGGUGAUGAAGGGUAGGGAGGACCUCCGUCGGUUGGCGAAGCGUCUCCUCGCCUUGUUCCCGUCGCUCCUCUCUGAGGAGAACCAGAGGAGGAUCAGUCUGAGGAGCAGCUCCAAACAUCGCUGUAUCAGCAGUGUGGAGGCGUUCCAGGAGGGUCUGCAGGAGGUCUGGAACCACAGAGGUGAACCGGACCUCAUGUUUCAGUCCAGUACCAGGUCCAAACAGGUCCAAACAGGUCCAAACAGGUCCAAACAGGUCCUCCUCCUCUAACGUCCAACAACUACAUCAGAACCAGAAACAGCUCUCAGCCAAUCAGAGCCCUCCUGGGAGGAGGAGGUCUCCUAUCAUGCUCUGAGGGGACAAGGAGAGAGGGAACAAGGAGAGAGGAAACGAGGAGAUAGGGAACAAGAGGAGACAGAACAAGGGGAGAGGGAACAAGGACAAAGAGCAAGGAAAGAGAACAACGAGAGAGAGAAAAGGAGAGAGGGAACAAGAAGAGAGGGAACAAGGAGAGAGGGAACAAGAAGAGAGGGAACAAGGAGAGAGUUUGUCUUCAUUGAAUAUAAAGUUUAGUCUUAAUUUAAACUCGUCCAAAUCUCUCCCUCUCUCUGUCUCUCUCUCUCUCUCUCUCCUCUCUCUCUCUCUCUCUCUCUCUCUCUCUCUCCCUCUCUCUCCCUCUCUCUCUCUCUCACUCUCUCUGUCUGUGCAGAGGUGCAGUACCGCCAUGAGGUCGAUGACGAGCUGAUGCGUUUCUUUGAGCGUUGCCGUGGUUUCGUGGAGGGCGUGGAAAACAACCGGACGGCGCUGCUGGAGGUGGAGAAGUUCAAACACGGCGAGGAGAUGGAGCGAGUGAGGAGGAGGAUGGCCGAGAAACUGGGCCUCCCUCACCAACGGCUCACACCGGGUCAGACACGCACACACACACACGCACACACACACACACACACACACACACACACACACACACUCACACACACUGAGGACUGGUGUGUGUGAGUGUUUCACACUGAAGUUUGUCCCUCUCUGCCUCCUGUAGAGUUGGUUGAAGCGGCGUUCUUCUUGUGUUCCUACGAGCUCGCCAUCAAGUCUGUCCACUCGCCGUGGUGCUUCCUGUUUGAUGAGAGCGACGCAAAGGUACACACACACACACACACACACACACACACACACACACACAUACACACACACACACAUUAAAGAUAGUAUAGGUGAUUUUAAAGGGAGUUUAAGGACUCAAAGUGGUUUAAGGACAGAGGGAACAAGGAGAGAGAGUGAGGAGAGAGGGAACAAGGAUAUAGAGCAAGAAGAAAAGGGAACAAGGAGAGAGGGAACAAAGAAGUCCAAUCAGCAUCCAGCUCUGAACCCACCUUUACCUGGGAGGGUGACAUCAUCGAACCCUGACCCUAAUGAACCCAGCAGACCCGGGUCAGGGUCUCCUUGUUCUCCCUGUUCUCCUGGUCCCCCUGGUUCUCCUCAGGUGUGUGAAGUUCUCCCUGAACUCUGUCUGCAGGUGUUGGAGUAUAAGUCGGACCUGAAGCAGUACUGGAAACGCUCUCAUGGUCAUGUGAUCAGCAGUCUGUCCAGCUGUCCUCUCUUCCAUCACAUCUUCAGGACGCUGGACAAAGCCGGGCGUCCUCGCAGGUGAGUGACGGUCUCCUUUAAGAGGGGGAGGAGUCACCUGACGAGGGAUCAGCUGUUUGAUCAGCUGUUUUCAUUUACUCAUAAAAACAAUCAAAAACCCAAAUUCAGUUCCUCGCUCUUAAUUUGAAAGGACAGAACUGGAAACUGAACUAACGAUGUCACUUCCUGCAGGUCCACGGACGCCGUUCCUGAGCCCGCCUCCAUCCUGGUGGGUCACGCCGAGACGAUCCUCCCCCUUCUGUCCCUGCUGGGACUCUACAAGGACCAGACUCCGCCCACCGCCAGCAACUACCGCUCACAGCACGGUACGAAGUCUGUGGGUCUGGAGUCAGAACCAGAACCAGAACCAGAACCAGAAUCAGAACCAGAACGCCCUUUAUUUUCUUUAUAUAGAAGAACAUCGAGAUCAGAGAGCGUCUCCUUUUUCAGGGCAAUAAGUUAAAAAAAAGAAAAACAGACGGAAAUAAAAAAAUCUUUUUUGAGGAUUUGAAUCUUCAAACUUCGUCGAGUCGAGGGUUCGAGUUUUGACUUUGAGUUUUCAUUUCCAAGUUUGAAUUUUAGUUUUUCUCGGUUUUAUCGACUCUUCUUCGUCUUUACUGAAUCCUGAAACCCUCAAUGACUCCGCCCCCUCUCUGUGAUGAACUUCCUGUCCUGUGUCUCUCCCCCGUGUCUCUCUCCUGUUUCUCUCACCCGUGUCUCUCUCCUGUCGCGUCUCACAGGCAGAAGUUUCCGGACCAGUCGGAUCGUCCCGUACGCCGCUAACGUCCUCUUCGUUCUGUACGAUUGUCAGCGAGGGCCGCGUCUGCAGCUGCUCAUCAACGAGACGCCGGUUCGAUUCCCGGGUCUAGAGAAAGAGGACGCGCCGCUGUACCGGGACGUCAGACUAACAUACCGCCACCUGCUGGACGGCUGUGACUUUGAGAGGGAGUGUGAGGGGAGGAGCGGUGGGCGUGGACCCAACAUCGAGCUCUGAGCGGAGACACAGGUCAGCUGAUCCAGUCCGAACCAGAACCCUCCUCAGACCGCAGCCUUAACCACCUUUAGAAUAAACAUAAGCCCCGCCCACUGCUAUGAGUGUCCAAUCACAGCCCAACAGCAGUCAGUCCAGUGAGACUCUGUCCGUUUAGGUUUAAAGAGGGUCACAUGACCUCCUCUCCUUUAGCGCCCUCUGCUGGACGCUGCAGGAACUGACCACAGGUUAUUGUUUUGAAACGUCCACUUCCUGUUUGUCAUCACGCACAGUCACGAACCAAUCAGCCUGUUCAGCGCUGCCAUCCUACCUGCUGAUUGGCUGCUGACCCUCAGUGUCAUGAAACCUGGUUUCUGUGGUCUGGUUCUGGGGUCGUAUGGAGGUCUGGACCGGUUCUGAGUGCCGGUCAGUUUUUUGUUUUCAGGGUUUCGGGUUUUUCCUUCCUGAGUUUUUAUUCCGGACUCUAAAAACCUCCAAACAGGAACAGGAAGUCACUGAGCUCCAGGGCCGUGUCCAGACUUUCAGACUGGGGGGCCCUGACUCAUGGGGGGGGCCGAUCUUUAUUUAAUGAGCUGGUGAAGAACAGAUGAAUCCUCCUAAAUUUAAACCCUGGAUGACGGAUUUAAAAGAACAUUUGCUUAAAGUUUUUUUUCUUGUAAAUCUUGUUAUGAAAACGACUUUUCUAGUUUCAAAUCUCAGUUCAAUUCACAUUUUUUUCUGCUAAAUUUACAUUUCAGUCGUUUUAUGAAUUUAUUCAGGAGAAUUGAAACUUUUUCUACAGUUUUUUUUUCUCUUUUUUAAUUUAAUCAUAAAUUUUGUUUAUUUUCUGAAGUUUGAAGCUUUAAUUCUAAUUUUACCAGAUUAUUCAGGACUGUAAUCUUGUCAAAGACUCUUUAGGAUUAUUUUUAAUUGUAAAUAUGUAAAUGAAAAAUUUUCCUCAAAAAUGUACGACUUUAUUCUUGUAAAUCUAGAUUUGUGGUCACGGGUUUAUUUCCUUUACUGCAUGACUUUAUUUUAGGGGAUCGGUCGUGUCAAUCACAAACUAUAUGACUUCUAUGAUGAAUUGAUUGAUUGAUUAAUUGAGUUUAUUCCCGUUAAUGACUCUUCUUGUUGAUUGAUAGUUGAAUGUUUGCCUUUGAACUUUAUUCCUGUAAAAACUUGAUUCUUGUGAAUGAUCUAGGUUGACGUAUUUCUACAUUUUUAAAUACAAACUAGUGUCUGACUUUGACAGUAAAGAUACUGUCAGCGAUUUUUAGUUGCUUUAAACUGAAGUCCCGCCUUUGUCAGGGCAAGUAGCCAAUCAUAGAUCAGGAUACUUGGGCCCCUUUUUGGCCACGCCCCCUGACUGAGCAGACUGACUCAGAUAAUGAUAGCAUGCUAACACUUUAGCCUUUCAAAAUAAAACAUAAACAAUAGUACGACUGACAUGGACAGACCUGAGUGUGUCAGUGUCUGUGAGCCGAGUGUCAUCCUAGAUCACUCUGACCUGAUCUGAACACUGACAUAGAUCUAGACAAAGAGAAAUGAUGUUUUAGUCCCUCCUGAUUGGACGAAUGUUUUAGUCUCAGGUCAUCAGAGUUUGAUCAGCUGGACUAGAUCUGACAGAAGACACCGACACUGCUGUCUGUGAGACCUGCUGAAUACUAAACAAAACUAGAGUUUCACCAUGACAACAAACUAACCACAGAGUCGACAGGCAGAGGGGCGAGGAUAGAGCAGCCUGAGACACACUGACGUUUUUAUCACAGAGUCAACAGGCAGAGGGGCGAUGAUAGAGCAGCCUGAGACACACUGACAUUUUUAUCACAGAGUCAACAGGUAGAGUGGAAUUGAUAGAGCAGCCUGAGACACACUGAUGUUUUAACAACAGAGUCGACAGGUAGAGGGGCCAUGAUAGAGCAGCCUGAGACACACUGACAUUUUUAUCACAGAGUCAACAGGUAGAGUGGAAUUGAUAGAGCAGCCUGAGACACACUGAUGUUUUAACAACAGAGUCGACAGGUAGAGGGGCCAUGAUAGAGCAGCCUGAGACACACUGACAUUUUUAUCACAGAGUCAACAGGUAGAGUGGAAUUGAUAGAGCAGCCUGAGACACACUGAUGUUUUAACAACAGAGUCGACAGGUAGAGGGGCCAUGAUAGAGCAGCUGUGUCUGUUGUUUGUCUCUGUGGUCGUAGAGUUUGUGUCGUUCUCUGACUCUAGUACCCUCUCUGGUUUUGUUUUCUGACUCGAUUGAUUAACCUUUCCUCUUUAACGGAGUCUGAUCGUUUAUCUGAUUUCCGUGUUUUUACCUCCUUAAACUUUCGUUCAUUCCCGAUGUUCGUGUCGAAUCACUGACCGAUGAGUCGCUGUAGACAAACGUCCGUUCGCUCCUGAUUUUUGCGGUCCGGCUGACUGACGCUCAGAGUUUGAGUUUCCUGUGUUUGUGCUGAUUUAGGUGAACUGACCCUUUACUAUUGAACUCGUUAGUCUGCUGUUAAUUAGUGGGUUAGAGAGAUGAUGGGUUUUUAGGGAUGGUACUGCAGGGUUGGUUCUGACCCGGCUCUUUUCAGGGUUCUUAAAGGUUCUUAUUUAUUCGGUUGGAUCUUCUUGUGACGACUCCGAUCCUUUAGACUUGAUUUUCUGUCGUCGUUUGGAUUCUGUCGUAGUUUUUGGUCUCAGAGCUGAAGUUCCUCCCACAGCCACCAGGUGCUGCUGAGUCCAGCACUUCUUCCUGUUAGAGGGAGAACUUCACAAUAAGAGUCUCAGAGACCUAAACCUUCAGUUUAGUCUUCAGGGUGAGAGCUUCUUCUUCUUCUUUAUUUUUACGUCUUUGUGCCAAAUGUUGGUCGCUCAGCUUUUAUCGUUUCCUGUUUACUUGAAAUCAGUUUCCUCUUUCACUCUGUGCUUUUAUUUUCUUUCACUUCCUGUUUCUGCUGAAUGAUGGAUGCCAAAUGUUUUGAAUCAAAAAGCUUUAAUAAAAAUUUUUCACCUGAAACUCGACAAAA